CGGUAAUCAUGGGGAGGGGGAAAGGAGGAACCGGACAGGUGACAAGACACUCAGGUUACCACCACAACUCCUCCCUCAACCCCUCCUCUUUGUGAUGUGUCAAUGAUGUGGUCAUGAUGUAGUCUUAGAGGUGUAGCAUGGGGGAUUAGUAGCUGAUAAAAGUUGGGGUCUUCUUUUGUUUGGGGCUUCCAUCUUGUUCCACCUGGUGGCAGGUGGGAGUCCUGUGGCGACAGUCUUCAAGAAAGACCAAGCCUACUGGCUGCUGUUUUGCUCUGGUAUUCCGGGCUGGGGUCCUUGUUUUUUUUGUCCAAGGGAACCCUCAGAUUUCUCCAUUAACAGUCUGUAACCUGAAGUGUCUGUACCCCGAGGUUGAUGUUGUUCAGUCGUUUAGUCGUGUCCGACUCUUCGUGACCCCAUGGACCAGAGCACACCAGGCACUCCUGUUUUCCACUGCCUCCCUCAUGUUGGUUUCUUCGAGAACACUGUCCAACCAUCUGGGGGGCAGCCAGGAAACGGAGAAGGGGCAGGGGCUGGUGUUGAACUGGGCAGACUCCCCAGUGGGGAAACGCCAGCAAAGCUUGCAAGGCCACCCCCCCUUGAGGAACUGGACGACCGUGACGACGACGAUGAUGAUGACGAAGACGACGAAGACGAUGACGACGACGAUGGUGGUGAUGGCGAUUGACCCCGGCCUACUUCCUUGGGGUCCCUGGCCAGCCUGAAGGAAGCGUGUGAGACAGGGAAAGAUAAAGCUCAUCAAAGCUGCAUGGGCAGAGUUCUCGCCAGGUCACAAACUGCAGAGAGGGAACUUGCUUUGUCCCUGGGUCACAUGCUGGGGCAUCUUUCUUGCUGCAUCACAGACCUUGGCUUCUCUGGAAGAGGAUAGAUAGAUAGAUAGACAGACAGAUAGCUAAGAGCAGCAGACGCAAGGCCUAGCUAGCCCAGCCUCCUGUUCCCAUAGAUUGGACCCGCCCCCCCAGACGCCCUCAAGGGAAACCCCACAGCCAGGCAGGCAGGGAGGGGUCCCCUUCUAGCGCUGCUCCCUCUGCAACUGGUUGUUGUUUAGUUGUUUAGUCGUGUCCGACUCUUCGUGACCCCUGGACCACAGCAUGCCAGGCACUCCUGUCUUCCACUGCCUCCCGCAGUUUGGUCAAACUCAUGCUGGUAGCUUCGAGAACACUGUCCCACCAUCUCGUCCUCUGUCGUCCCCUUCUCCUUGUGCCCUCCAUCUUUCCCAGCAUCAGGGUCUUUUCCAGGGAGUCUUCUCUUCUCAUGAGGUGGCCAAAGUCUUGGAGUCUCAGCUUCACAAUCUGUCCUUCCAGGGCUGAUUUCCUUAAGAAUGGAUGCGUUUGAUCUUCUUUCAGUCCAUGGGACUCUCCAGAGUCUCCUCCAGCUCCAGAAUUUAAAAGCAUCAAUUCCUUUGGCGAUCGGCCUUCUUGAUGGUCCAGCUCUCACUUCCAUACAUCACUGCUGGGAAAACCAGUAACCCGAGGUACCACUGUAUUAUUAUUUAUUUAUAUCCCGCCCAUCUGGCUGGGUUUCCCCAGCCACUCUGGGCGGCUUCCAGCAAAAUAUUAAAAUACAAUAACUCAUCAAAUAUUAAAACAAUUCCUCAAAUGUUAAAAGCUUCCCUAAGCAAGGCAGGGGGUGGGACUAGAUGGCCUCUGGGGGUCCCUUCCGGGUUCCAAUCCCAGAGAAGCAAAUAAAAGUAUUCCCCUGGAGGUGAGGGGGUGGCUCUAGGCGGGGAGGCGCUCUGCCCAUGCUCAGGAGCGCCCCGUUGGGGCCUGGACGCCGUUGCCAAGGCGACGCCGCCCCGCUUCCGGGUUCCGGCGCCCGGCGAUGACGUAGUUCCGGGCGCCUCUCCUCCUUCCCGCUUGCUUCUCCCUGGAGGAUGGGGGCCGCCCGGGAGGCCGAGCAGCAGCCGGCGCCGGAGCCCGAGCGGGGCGACGAGGAGGACGAGGAGGACGAGGAGGCGGCGGGGCAGGAGGAGGCGGAGGAGGAGGAGGCGGCCGGGCCCGGGGGGUCGGGCGCCGCGGUGAGGGGGGGGGAGGCCGGGGGGGGAGGAGGGGGACCCCGUUCCCGGGGGGGGGGAGAGGGAGAGACCCCCGACUGAGGCGCCUCUCGUCCCCCAGAGCCCCUGGAACAUCAUGAUCAAGCACCGGCUGGUGCAGCGGAGGGGACGGAGGUCGCAGGUGAUGACCAGGUGAGCGGGGGGGGGGGAGGGGGGGAGGGGGGAGAAACACCCCCCACAAACACACACACACAAUGCCGGAUUUACGUAGAGGCUAAACAAGCUUUCCCUUAGGGCCCCACUUUCUGGGGAGGCCCCCCCAAAAAAAAUUAAAGGGGAAAAAUGUACGUUUCCAAAAUAUAAGCUAAAAAACAAAUGAAAUAAAACCCGCCUACCUGUUUUGUUGGCUCCUAUGAUGUAAAUCAAGCAUAGGCAACCUCGGCCCUCCAGAUGUUUUGGGACUACAGCUCCCAUCAUCCCUAGCUAACAGGACCAGUGGUCAGGGAUGAUGGGAGUUGCAGUCCCAAAAGAUCUGGAGGGCCGAGUUUGCCUAUGCCUGGUGUAAGUAAUGAGCCCCGCCUGCUAGCCUGCUCCCUAAAAUAUCACAUACAGUCAUACCUCGGGUUGAAUGUGCUCCGAGGCAACCCGGAAGUAAUGGAAUGUGUUACUUCUGGGUUUCGCCGCAUGCGCAGACCAUCAAAAUGACGUUACGCACAUGCGCGGAAGUGGCAAAACGUGACACACGCAGACGCACCGUCGCAUCUUACGUUCCAUUCAGUAUGCGAACGGGGCUCCGGAACGGAUCCCGUUCGCAUCCCAAGGUACCACUGUAUUUUGUAAUGUGCAAAUGGCUUUAGAUACCUGUUAGGUCCGUAAGUGACCAUAUAGCAUAUAUUCAACACAGAAAACAUUGACAAUUUGUUGUUGACAAAGGACAGCUGGACAUAUCAAGGGCCCCAUUGCCUUCAGGAGCUGAGGGCCUCAUCAAACCUAAAUCUGGCCCUGCACACACCCCACACGCAACAGCGGCAGGAGGAGCCCCUACCAAGCCGGUUUCUCCCCCAGGUCCUGCCCUUUGCUACCAGCUCCCCCUGGGCUGAGGAUGCUCAUCACCUGGAGGCAGAAGGGAGAACAAGAGAAAGACCUCACACACACCCCAUAGCAUAGGAAGCGAUGGGGCUGAUUGGACCAAAAAAUCCUUUUCUCUCACUCACACACACGCAAAUACCACUGCAAGCAACCGAAGGCAAUCCUCCAGGCUCUGGGCUCGCCAACAAAAAUGAAUAAGCAAAUUAGGAACCUGUCCACAUGACACAAAAACUGCACGUGUGCUAUGCAAAAGAAGGAAAGGUCAUUAUCCUGCCCUCCCCUCCUUUGCCUUGCCCAAGGUGCUGCACUUCCUGCAGGUCAGAUGAACAAUGAAGCUGCAGGUGGGAAGGUUUGGGACAGGUAAAGCAAAGUCCUUCUUCACAUGACGCAGUAUUGAACUGCAGUAUUCACUCCUGCAGGAGGGUAGAGAUGGCUGCCAAACCAGACGGCUUCAAAUUAUUACUAUUAUUAAUUAUUAUUAUUUAGGUUUGUAUGUCACCCUUCAUCCAUACAUCUCAGGGAGGUUCACUGCAUAUAAAUGCAAGGUGAAAACACAAUAUACAUAAUAAAAAGAACAAAAUAAACCACGUGCUUGGGAGUGAUUAACAGAGGAGAGGCUAUCAUUGGCUACUAGCCAGCAACACUUCUGAAUACCAGUUGCAGGAAACCACAGGAGGGGCAUGUUGCUCUUUUGCUCAGAUCCUGCAUGAGGGACCCCUCUAAUGGGUGUCUGGUUGGCCACUGUGAACACAGGAUGCUGGACUAGAUGGGCCAUGGGCCUGAUCCAGCAGACGCUGCUUACGUUCUGCUGUAGAGCCCAGGGGUGUGCAUGUGUUUGCUGGCUGCAUCCAGCCAUCUCUCGGUCCAGUUUUACAGACCCCGUGGUUUCUAUGGACCUGCUCCGAGCCGUCCUGCAGCCCAGCAUCAACGAAGAGAUCCAGGCUGUCUUCAGCAAAUACAUGAAGGUAAGAACAUCAGAAAGGCCCGUGAUGGACCUGCCAGCCUUGUGAGGCUGUGCAGGAAUCCUGCCCACAUUCAGCCUCAGGGUGCCUGGGGAGGGCAGACCUUUCCCCCCAUUCAACCAUUGGGGCUUCUGUGGGCAGCAGUGAGAGGGAGCUGCUGGCCCAGGUUUCAACCACCUCGCAGUAUGCCAAGUCGGGUGAAGCUUGGGAAGGGAUGGGUGGCACUUUGAGGGGCAGCUAAUUUGGUCUGCGCCAUCCCUGUCGUUCCCAAGUUCUUCCAGAAGGCCGCAGGGAACGUGCGGGAGAAUGUCGGGGAGGACGUGGACACGGAGCAGCUCAUCCAAGAGACGUGCCGGAGUUGCCUGGAACAGGUGGGUGCCUGAGGGUCUUCCUUGUUUCAGGAAUGAGUUCCCCCGGGGGAAGGGCCUCUUCUGGGGGCAGAAAGCAACACCAGCAGGUCUCAGGACCUCCCAGGAGGAAGCCACCUCUGCCUAGCAGGAUGCUACAGGGGGAGUGAGACAUGUCGUCGCUGCUGAUGACUUCUGGCCGUGACGGCGAUGCGUCCGCAGGCAGUGAUGCUUCCGAAUAGCACUUCCUGGAAGGCCCAGGAGGGGAGAGUCCUGCCCUUGUGCUCACACCCUGCUUGAGGGUUUCCCAGAAGUGCUUAGCCCUGAGAGAACAGGAUGCAGCGCUAGAGGGGACCUCUCUAGAGCCAGUGUGGUGUAGUGGUUAAGAGCGGUAGUCUCGUAAUCUGGGGAACCGGGUUCGCGUCUCUGCUCCUCCACAUGCAGCUGCUGGGUGACCUUGGGCCAGUCACACUUCCUUGAAGUCUCUCAGCCCCACUCACCUCAGAGAGUGUUUGUUGUGGGGGAGGAAGGGAGAGGAGAAUGUUAGCUGCUUUGAGACUCCUGAAGGGGAGUGAAAGGCGGGAUAUCAAGUCCAAACUCUUCUUCUCUCUUACCUGAUCCAGCAGGGUACCUUCUUUUGUGCCAGACACACCUCUGUGGAGUAGGAAUUCCACAGCAUUUUGAGGUUCCUGAUUCCCCGCAUGCUGCUGUUGUUAAAACUAGGCUCCUGGUGUCCUUGUGCUCUGCUGGCAGAGGACCAUGUGGGGUGUGUUGCAUUCCCCCCCCCCCAGUCUUUUUAUUUAUUCAUUGUUUUCGGGUUUAUGCAUUGCACUAAAUUUACAAUCAUUUUCACAUUUCAAAACUUCAUUUCCUUCCCCCUCUUGUUGCAAUUCCUUAAAUUUAUUUUUAAUAUCUUCUACAUAUCCAAAUUAACUUACCGUAAUUUACUCAUUUAUUCAUCUACUUUAAAUAUAUGCUAUUAUAAAACUGCAGGUUAUUACAACAAUCCUGCCAAUGUUCUUAUCUAUUUACCAUUUAUCUGUAAAUAUUCAAUAAACCAUUUCCAUUCUUUUAUAAAAAACUUGUUAUCUUGAUUUCUUAUUUUUCCGUUAAGUUUUGUCAUUUCUGCAUAUUCCAUAAGUUUUUUUUAUCCAUUCUUCCUUUGCUGGGACUUCUGCUCCUUUCCAUUUUGGGUCGAGUAACAUUCUUGCCGCUGUAGUAGCAUACAUGAAUAAGUUUCUAUACAGUUUCAGUAGUUCUGGCCCUGUAAUUCCCAAAAGACAAGCUUCUGGGGGUUUUUUUACAAUCAUUAUUUGAAACAUCCUUUCCAAUUCAUUACAUAUCCUUUCCCAGUAAGCUUUAACCUUACUACAAGACCACCACAUAUGAUAAAAACAACCUUCUUUCUCUUUACAUUUCCAACAUUUAUUUGGUUUAGAUUUAUACAUUUUUGCCAAUUUACUCGGUGUUAGAUACCAGAGAUAUAUAUGUUUUUCAUAUAAUUUUCUCUUAGAAUAUAACAUGCUGUAAAUUUUAUAUCCAUAUUCCACAAUUGUUCCCAGGCUUCCAUAUCUAUAUUAUGACCAAGUGUCACCUGCUGCUUCCCAGUGGCCAUCCUCAGAAGCCUUGAAGCGGCUACAAUUGGCAGUUGGCAUAUAAUUCCUAGGAUCUUAAGGGUUCCAGCACAGGGUGCUGAGCACAGACUGGGUGCCUCGGCCAUCCCUGCUGCACUCCUGACCCUUUCCUCUCCCUCCAGGCCAAGCUCCUCUUCUGCGACAGCAAGAAGUCUGCUGCCAGGCUGCCCCACGAAGUGCCAGCGAUGAAGGUAGAAACCCUUUUCUCUCUUCUGCAAGGGACGGGGCUGGUGCUUUCUCUCUCGCGCCCGGGCGUGGGACCUUCAGGUGCCUCUGAGCAGCCAUCGGCUAUCAGCCCUGUGCCUCCUCCUGGGGAGGACUUUGGGAGCGCUGGCUCGGAGCAGAACUGCCCCAAAGGGCCCUGCUGGCCAAGGAGCGUCAGAGCGGGGAGAGACGAAUGCUUCUCCCAUUUCCAACGGAGCCUCUCUUCUCCCUGACCAGCGUGCCAAGCCAAUGGAAGAGGAGAUGAGCCAGCAGGGAAGCCCCAUCCCCAGAAAGGUAGGAGACCCUGGGAGCUGUUAGAGAAGCAGCAGCGGCGGGGGGGGGUCACUCUGGAGCUCAACUCCUGACCCUUCAAGAUAGGCCAGGGGCAAGGGUCACCAGGGUACGUCACCAGCCAGAGGGCAUUCUCGGCGGUGGCGCCUGCCCUGUGGAAGGUCCUCCCAUCAGAUGUCAAGGAAAUAAGCAGCUAUCUGACUUUUAAAAGUUACAGGUCCGCCAUAGUUGAAACAAAAUAAAAAAAAUCCUUCCAGUAGCACCUUAGAGACCAACUAAGUUUGUUAUUGAUAUGAGCUCUCAUAUCUGAAGAAGUGUUCAUGCACACGAAAGUUCAUACCAAUAACAAACGGAGUUGGUCUCUAAGGUGCUACUAGAAGGAUUUUUUUAAUUUUGUUUCGACUUUUAAAAGACAUCUGAAGGCGGCCCUGUUUAGGGAAGCUUUUAAUGUCUGGCGUUUUAUCACUUUAAUUAUUAUUACCUUUAAUUCUGUUGGGAGCCGCCCAGAGUGGCUGGGGAAACCCAGCCAGAUGGGCGGGAUAUAAAUAACAUCAUUAUUAUUCAGGCCCCUCCCUGUGCUGUGCUGCUUCUGUGGUUGUGGGCUGGGGGGAGGUCUGCUCCCAGUGGGGGCAAGGCUUGCACCACCAGGAGGAGCAACUGUUGGCCAGGAGACACUGUAAUAAAAGAUGUCCUUUUUCAGAGGAAAGGGCGGCCUCCAGGACAGAGCCAGGCAAACGACCGAGCGGCUCCAGUCGGGAGCACGUAAGUGUGGCGUCCAGCUGGGCUGAGGGGGGUCUAUGCUGCAACCUCCAAUUCCCCCUCCCACAGUGCUUUGGAGAGCCCCUGCUGAGACAAAGGCAGGAGUCAGUUCAGCAGCAGAGAGAGCAAAGCAGCCAAGCCUAUCAUAGGAACCAGUAGAAAAAAGACAGUCACGGAACUGAGAAAUUACACAAAACAAAUGAAAUACCGUGAAAAUCCCUGAAACAAGAAGUAAUCGACUAGAAAUAGUAUCUUAUAGAAUUAAACUAAAUGACAAAAAUCAAAAAGUUUAAGGAAAAAAUUAGAAAAAUCUAGAAUUGAACAAAGUCUUAAACUUGCCAUUUAGGUUUUCAAACCUUUUUUGUAAACUCAGUUUUAGAAACUGUACCUUUGAGUCCUCAAUCCUUUAUUACUGUGCUUUGCUUCACUUAGGUCGAGCUAGGAUUAUAAUACUUCAGAAUUUUUGGGAGUUUUACCCCCUUUCUUUGAAUUUGGUCAUUUAAGGCUUAUGAUUUCUCUUAUUUCCUUUUGAGGAAACUGAAUAGUUCAGUGAAACGAGGUUUAUAGCCGGCAUCCCGUUAAGGCUUUGUUCAACUCUAGGUUUUUCUAAUUUUUUCCUUAAACUUUUUGAUUUUUGUUAUUUAGUUUAAUUCUAUAAGAUAAAAUUUCUAGUCGAUUACUUCUUGUUUCAGGGAUUUUCACGGUAUUUCGUUUGUUUUGUGUAAGCCUCCAUAGGAAGCAGCCUUAUCCUGAAUCAGGGCAUUGGUCCCGCUAGCUCAGUAUUGCCGACACUGACUGGCAGCAGCUCUCGGAAGGCAGGAGGUCUCUCCCAGCCAUACCUGGAGGUGCUGGGGGUUGAUCCAGAGACCUUCGACCUGCAAGGCAGAUGCUCUCUCAGUGAGCUGCAUCCCUUCCCCAAGCGUGAUUGAGCCAGGAAGGGGAGGAAACAGGCCUUCCCAAACGAGGACGCUUCCUGGGGGUGGCGAGGCUCUGGCUUGGCUCAUCUCUCGGGAGAAGGCACUGGAGAGGCCAGCCCUGCAAUUGAUCCCGUUGGGCUUUGGGUAGGGCUGAGUCCCCUCAAAGCAGAGCGCCCGGCCCUUUCAGAUUCACCUUUUCAGAGUCACAUGAUUCUCAGCUCCGACGCCUUCUCUCCUUUCAGGUGGAAAACCAAGUCCUGCGAGCCAGUGCAGAGGGAUGGUCCCAAGGUAGGCUGUGCCCUGCAGCCCCCAGCCCCUUGCUAUGCAGAGUCUCCCGGGGCGGGGGGAGAUGGGGGGACCUUCCUGCAGGCAGGGAGCUCUUCUGCCUGAUCCAGUUCUACUGGAUUUAACUUGCUUCCGCAGAGCCUGUAACACAGAGCUAUUCCACCUGGCUUUCAAGUUGAACUUAGCCUGAUCUUUUAUUCCCCUUCCUUCCCUCCCCCUCCCCUUUUUAUGAAGAUUACCCGCUCUGGAAUCCCACAGCUAAUUCUCCCCCGGUCUCCUCGCUGGCCCAAACAGGACUAACUUAGCCAGCUAGCCCUGGUGAUCACCUAAUGUUUAUUGGAUGGAUUUCCCCCCUAAAUUGAUUUUGGAAUUCUGAAUUUAUUGUUAUUUUAUACUGUAUUUUAUGCUGUUUUUUGUUGCAUCAAUUAAGUGUUUUAAAUUUGUUGUUAGCUGCCCUGAGCCCGGUUUUCUGAACCAGGAAGGGCGGGGUAUAAAUACAAAUUUAUUAUUAUUAUUAUUACUGAACACCAGCUGUCAGGGACGGGGAGACACAGUGGCAAACGGCAAGGGAGGGCUGCUGAGUGCACAUUACCACUAAGACUUCCCCGGAGUAAGACCGAGUCAGCAGCAAAACCUGAAGCGGGGAUGUAGUGGAGGGAGGCAUGAGCAAACUAACUUCUCUCCUUUUCCUCCUCCUGCUCCUGCUUUGCAGUGGAAUCCCUCACGGAUCACAGACACCACUACCUUCGUCCUUGGAUCAAGGGCCAACAAGUAAGCCUUUGCCAGGCAGGGGGGCACAGGGCUGGGGGGAAGACCAGGUGGAUUUUUGCGUGCACACCCCUUGGGGACAAGCAGAGCACUGAGCUGAUAACCACAGACUGGCCAGUGCUUCUUUGAGGUGGGGGCUGAGGUGGCUUUAGGCCAGGGGUGUCCAAACUUUUUUCAAAGAGGUCCAGAUUUGAUGAAGUGAACAUGCGUGAGGGCCAACCAAAGUUGUGGAGCUUUUUUAGGAUUUUACCCCAGGAAAUAAACUGCCACAGGCGCCGGGUCAAACCCAAUUAGGCCCCUGAAACGGACUUUGGACAUGCCUGCUUUAGGCAUAUGUCUGGGUGGCAAGGAUGGGGUGCAACUUACCAGGUGCAGAAUUCUAAACCCCCUCCCUUUUUGUUCCUGAUUCAGAGCCCUCGGGAUGGGGGGAACCAGAGGCAGGCUCUACAUCAAGCACCCCCACCUCUUCAAGGUCAGUCAUUCGACCCCCCUUGACUCUGCCCCUCCACAUCCUCUGCCCUCGGACCACAGGGGAAGUGAGCUGGUGGCAUUCUCAGAAAACACACCUGUCAGGUCUUGACAGGCCUCACCUAGGAAAGCAGGUGUGGUUUUCUUUCCCUGCCUAUUACUGUCCUCUGGCUCCUGAGUACAGUGGUACCUCUGGAUGUGAAUGGGAUCCGUUCCGGAGCCCCGUUCGCAUCCUGAGUAGAACGUAAGAUGUGUCUGUGCGCGCGCGGGUUGCGUUUCGCAAUGCAUGCGCGUGACGUCAUUUUGAGAGUAAUGUACUUCAUUGCUUCUGGGUCGUUGCAGAGCGUAACUUGAAAACGCUCGACCUGAAGGACAUUUAACCCGAGGUAUGACUGUAUUUGUGUUUGAUGCACAGAGCUUUGAGUGGUUGCGGUAGAGCUCACUGCUCUUCCCCGUGUGUGUACCUGUGGGUACCUGUAGGACCAUUGACCCUAGUGUUUCCUUUCCCCCCCCCACACACACACUCAGACCUCCUUUUCCACCCCUGAGCAGCAGAAAAGUCUUAGAAUGUGAAGAGACGUUUGCACAGUAGACCCCGAGGGUGGUGGCACAACAUCUCUCUGUUUUUCAUAGAAUCACAGAAUAGUAGAGUUGGAAGGGACCCCGAGGGUCAUCUAGCCCAACCCCCUGCAGUCCAGGAACCACAGUUGUCAAUAUCCUCCUUAAAUUGUGGUACCCAGAACGGGACACUCUUUUCAUUCUCUCACAGCCCAGCCUGCAUUGCUUCAUUGCAGUAUGUGUCACCCACAUCCUCUUGACUUCUGUCUCUCUCCCAGUAUGCAGCUGAUCCUCAAGACAAGCACUGGCUGGCCGAACAGCAGCACAUGAGAGCCACGGGGGGCAAAAUGGUGAGCGUCCCAAAGCCUGAGGAAAACAGAACUGAAUGCACUCUGAACGGCACGACAAAUUUAACGGCGUUUAUGAGACCUUCUGCUGUCUAGGGCCUCUGCUGCUUCCUUUAUGCAGUUUUCAUAGAAUUCCUAGAGUCAGAAGGGAACCCAAGGGGUCAUCCAGCCCAACCCCCUGCUGCAAUAAUAAAAUUUUAUUUAUAUCCCACUCUUCCCAGCCGAAGCCGGGCUCAGAGCGGAUAACAACAAUAAAAGUAACACAACAUUCUAAAAUCAAUUCAUUUUAAAAUCAAUUCAAAAUCGAAUUAAUGACCACCAUUGGGCUAGAGUUCUGUGAGGAUUACAGAAGGAGGGGGUCAGACUGUGCCUUGGCCAAAGGCCUGGUGGAACAGCUCUGUCUUGCAGGCCCUGCGGAAAGAUGUCAGGUCCCGCAGGGCCCUGGUCUCUUGUGACAGAGUGUUCCACCAAGUUGGGGCCACAGCCGAAAAAGCCCUGCAGCAACCACAGCUAGAGCAUCCCUGUCAGAGGACCACCCAACCUCUGCUUCUAAAACCUCUGAUGAAGGAGAGCUCACCACCUUCUGGGGGAGUCCUUUCCACUGUUGAACUGCUCUUGGCCUCAGACAGUUCUUCCAAAUCUCCCUUCUUGUCAUUUGAAUCCACCGGUUCGGAUCCUCCCCUCUGGAGCAGCAGAAAAGAAGCUUGCUUUGCAAGCCCCCAAGAGCUGUGUGGUGGGCCUGUCUGGCUGGGCUGGGCUGGGCUGGCUUCUCCUUUACAGGGGGAGUUGGGGGUUGCAAACUGCGGCCUUGCCAUAGCUAGCAACUCCUCGGUCUCUCUCUCUCUCUCUCCUUCCCAAGGCCUAUCUCCUCCUGGAAGAGGACAUCCAGGAUCUGGCUAUGAGCGAUGAUUACCGGUGAGUUACAGAGCAGGCCCUGCUUGGGGUGCGGAUUCUGCCCCUGUGCACAGCUGAGCUUUGUGUCCUGCGCAGGGCGCAUGGGUGUGCAUGGAGCCAGCCCCCCAAGUCUCGGAGGACCCACACGGUCCCACGUACCUGGUGCUGGGGGGACGACUGUUUGGGGGGCAGGCAGGCAGGCAGGCCCGAGUCCUAAGCUGGCUUUCCUGUCCCGUUGUGCCCUAAGAGGUGCCCCCUCUUCACGGGAUCUUCCUCUCUCCUCCAGUUCUUCCAUGGAUCUGAAGAUGGACGAACUGAAGCCCUUCACUCCUCCGCCGUGGAUGACUGCCAAGAUGCGGAGGUUCAUGGAGACCCUUCGCAGCGAAGGGGAACUGCCGCUACCGCCGGAGGGGACUCAGGACACAUAGGGCCUCAUCCUGUCCUCACCCGCUUCCUCCUUGAGCCACCGGGCAGUGAUGGGCUUGCGCUGCCCGCUGGGCUUCCUGAGGGCAGGCAAGAGAAGCCGCCGGGCCCAGCCUGGUCACCCUUGGGCAGUGAUGCAGCACAGGAUCCUUCCCAGGGGCUCACCUGCUUCCCGUUUCUGUACUUUAAUCGUCUUCUUGCUCUUAGGAAUAGUUUGGAAAUAAACACGUCCGCCUGACC
Molecule: messenger RNA, 12197 nt
Organism: Podarcis lilfordi (Lilford's wall lizard)
Lineage: Eukaryota; Metazoa; Chordata; Lepidosauria; Squamata; Lacertidae
Source: the annotation of a GenBank genome assembly